Myotis daubentonii (Daubenton's bat) is the source of this 1968-nucleotide messenger RNA. RefSeq names its product TGFB induced factor homeobox 1 (gene TGIF1). Gene Ontology annotation, molecular function: DNA binding. Gene Ontology annotation, biological process: regulation of DNA-templated transcription. NCBI's taxonomy places the organism in Eukaryota, Metazoa, Chordata, Mammalia, Chiroptera, Vespertilionidae. The record is from RefSeq and is a predicted model, not a curated record.
CCGCGUCCCACAAGCAGGCUUGGUUGUAAGUGCAGCGCGAGGCUGUCAUUGUUUCCACGAAACGUUCUGGAAGCCGUACAACUAAAACUUGCCGGCAGUCUGGCUUAAAAACAAAACACACACGAGAAAGAAGGGGGGGGGGGGGAAAGGCCUGCCACUACGAAAGGUCAGAAAUGUUCGCUCCCUCUCGAAGUGAACUUUUGAGCCCCUGGCGGGGGGCGGGGGUACCCCGAAUGUUCCGUCGUGGGCCCCCGUGGGCUUUUCUGUUGUGAUUUAUGCGAAGUGGCUCGAAACAGAAGUUAGUCGCCGGGGAAGCCGCGGGGGAGGGGGCGCCGCGCGCAGGCGCAGGAGCGCGCGGAGUUUCCGCGGCCCCGCAUUCUUCCAGGCGGCCCCGCGGGGACAGUUAGAACAAUACGGGCCGAACGCCGCCCCCCGCCCUGCUCCGGCCCGGCCCGCCCCGGGGUGCUGUGCUCGGGCUGCCGGCCCGGGGGCCUUGGAAACCCGCCUCACCUCGUGCUGCACGCGUCCGAGUCGGGGCUUUCGUAGCGGUUGGGAGUCGGCGCCCAGCGACCCCCCUCCAGGGACAGUGACAACUCGGCGCGGACAAGUUUGGCCACGUAACGGCGCGGGGAGCACGCGGGUGGCCGCCCCGGAAGGCCAUGUCUACUCGGGGAGGACUGACAGGUGUUGUCGCCUCCGGCAGUGAGACCGAGGAUGAUGACAGCAUGGACAUCCCCCUGGACCUUUCCUCUUCUGCUGGCUCAGGCAAGAGACGGAGAAGGGGCAACCUGCCCAAGGAAUCUGUGCAGAUUCUCCGAGAUUGGCUGUAUGAGCACCGAUACAAUGCCUAUCCCUCAGAGCAAGAAAAAGCAUUGCUGUCCCAGCAAACACAUCUAUCUACACUACAGGUCUGUAACUGGUUCAUCAACGCCCGCCGAAGGCUCCUCCCUGACAUGCUGAGAAAGGAUGGCAAAGAUCCAAAUCAGUUCACAAUUUCACGCCGUGGGGCCAAGAUAUCUGAAGUGAGCUCUGUGGAGUCAGCAAUGGGCAUCAAAAACUUCAUGCCAGCUCUAGAGGAGAGCCCAUUUCAUUCCUGUCCUGCUGGACCAAACCCAGCCCUAGGGAGGCCACUGUCCCCUAAGCCCUCGUCUCCGGGAUCAGUUCUGGCUCGUCCGUCAGUGAUCUGUCAUACCACUGUGACUGCAUUGAAAGAUGUGCCUUUCUCUCUCUGUCAGCCAGUUGGUGUGGGACAAAACACAGAUAUACAGCAGAUAGCAGCCAGCAACUUUACAGACACCUCCCUCAUGUACCCAGAGGACACGUGUAAGUCUGGACCAAGCACAAAUACACAAAGUGGUCUUUUCAACACUCCUCCUCCUACUCCACCGGACCUCAACCAAGAUUUUAGUGGAUUUCAGCUUCUAGUGGAUGUUGCACUCAAACGGGCUGCAGAAAUGGAGCUUCAGGCAAAACUUACAGCUUAACUAUUUUCAAGCAAAACAGUUCUAACAAAUGUUAUGAUUGCCAGGGUGAUGGCAAGAGAUAAAUUGCAUUAUUUUAUAUAUUUUUUUAUUAAUAUUUGCACAUGGGAUUGUUAAAAUGAAGCUUCCUGUUACUGAGAUGUCUUCAAUGGAAUACAGUCAUUCCAACUAUAAACUCAAAGCUACUGUAGAAACAAAGGUUUUUUUUUUUUUUUAAUGUUUCUUGGUAGAUUAUUCAUAAUGUGAUAUGGUUCCCAAGAUUAUGUGAUUUCCCCCCCUGCCCCCCCCUCUUUUUUUUUUUUUGUUGGUGUUUUUUCAGACUGUGCAAUACUUAGAGAACCUAUAGCAUCUUCUCAUUCCCAUGUGGAACAGGAUGUCCACAUACUGUCUAAUAAAUUUUCAAUUUUUUUUCAAACAAGUAUGAAUCUAGUUGAUUGAUGCCUUUUUUCAUGACACAAUAAAGUAUUUUGUUUAAAAUUUACUGUAA